Paramecium pentaurelia is the source of this 2473-nucleotide messenger RNA. The record is from the annotation of a GenBank genome assembly. NCBI's taxonomy places the organism in Eukaryota, Ciliophora, Oligohymenophorea, Peniculida, Parameciidae.
AUGUUUAAAAAAGUAAUAAAGUUUCUUUACUCUUAAAAAAUUGAUUUGCAUUCUGAUAUUCUUAGUUUAAAAGAAAUUUAGUCUGCCAUAAAAUCUGUGGUAGAGACUCAUGAAGAGAAAUUUAUUUAGUAAAUAAAAGUAGGAUAAUAUAAUCCUUAAUUGUGGUUGAAAAUCAAGAGACAUUAUAUUGAGCCAAAUGAUGCAAUUAGAAUUAUAAAAGUAUUGGGAGAAUAAGAUUAAGCUUAAAGAAAUUAAUUACUUAAUAAAAUAUAAACAACAUAAGAAUUAAUAAAGAAUGACAUUUAUAAUUAUUUUAUUAAAUAUUUUUCAAAGAAGUAUGAAAAAUUGACAUUUAGUUAAAUUGCAAUAAUAUUAGAAUAAUAUGCUUAUGUCAAAAGAUUUGAUUAAGAUUUUUUUCGAAUAAUGGAAAAUGAAAUAUAUGAUAGAUUAUCUGAUAAAAAUGAAAUAAUAAAUUAUUAAGAUAUAGAAAAAAUAUUAUGGGCUUAUUAAUAUUGUCAUUAUGGUUCAGCAAUUCUUUAUGGUUAAUUAGCAUCAGUGAUAAAGAUUGCUUAACAUGAAAUAAAUCCUAUGAAAUUAGCUUAUUAUUCAUAUUUAUAUUCUAAAUGCCCAGACAAUCAAAAAGGAGGAUUUGGAAUAUAUGCAGUAACAGAGAAAUAAGUUUAGUAAAGAAUAAGAGAUUAUAGUUUUUCAGAUUUUAUUAAAUUAGCAUAAUAUAUAUUUAUACCAAAUAUAUGUUCAAAUGCAUUUUAAUUAGUAAUAGAAGAACAAUUAGCUGAAUAAUUUCCAUCUAAUAAAAAUCUAUUACCUCAUGAUUUAGUUAAAUUAUGUAGAGCAACAAUGAAUUAUUAUUUUAAAUAUAAUGAUAAAUCUCUUUAGCAUAAAAUAGAAGUAAUAUAUAAUUAUGUUAUCAUUUAAGGGAGCUUGUAUUGAAUUGAUAGAUAAAGUUAAUGAUAAAUAAUUUUGUUCAAUUUUUUGGAGUUUUCUUAAAUCAAGAAAAGGAAAUGCAGAAUUAUAUAAUAAGUUUUCAAAAUAAUUAAUAGUGAGAUAAAAUUUAUUAUCAAUUAGAUAAUUGACUCUAUUAUAUUUAAAUGCUUCAAAUAAUUCUGAAACUUUUGAUUUAACAAAAUUAUUGAAUGAAAUUAUAAUUAAUAGACUUAAUAAAGACUAAUAAUAAUAAUAAUAGAUUAAACCAACUUAUUUAGCAUAUUUAACAAUUGCAUCUAUGUAAUCAAAACUUUAAAUACCAAUCUAAUUAACAUCUGAUCAUUUAAAAUAGAUUUCAACUCCUUUAAAAGUAGCAAUAUUAUAAACUCUUUAAAUGUCAUUACCUCAUUUAGAAUAAAUUAAAUUAUCAAUUUUACUUAUAUAAAAUCUUUAGGAAAUUGAAUUACCAUAUGAAGAUUAAGUCAUUUUGAAUUAUUGUUAGAGAUACUUUUAUAAAUUCUGUUAAUAAUAAUAAAUUAAAAUCAAAUAAUCUAUACAUAAAUCAUUAUUUCAUUAGGCUUUAUAUCUUGAUCCAAAGAAUGAACAUCUUCAUAAUUAAUUAAUAGUUUUAAAUUAAUAAUAUAAAGAUGAAAUGAGAUUCUUUUUUAAAUAAGAUAAUUGGGUUGUUAUCUCUUGGUGUUUAUUAUAAGAACAUUUAUUAACAAAAGAAAGAAUAAUAAAGAAAGAACUUAUACAGGAAGCAUGUAUGGGUAUUAAGGAAUUAGAUAUAAAUACCAUUUUUCAUAUUGAUAAAUAUGUAGAGAGUUUAUGGAUGGUAAUAUUAAUUGAGAAACUCAGUUUAGAAGUAGGAAUUGAAAAAAUCUCUUAAUUUAUUAAAGUAUCUCAUUAUGCUUAAACAUCUGUUUUAUUAAAUAAUUUCAAAGAUUCCUAAUUAUUAGAACUAAAAGAUGUGCUAAAAUAAUCUUUACAAUAAUAAUGCAAAGAUAUUAAUUUAAAAUAAGAAUACAAUCAAUCUUAUAUAAAUAUGUUUGAUUAAGGAAUAGGAAUGAUGCUUCAUGUUACUCAUUUAAUAAAAACUAAAACAUAAAAUUUAAAAUUUGGUUUAAUAGUUUUAGAUCCUUCAGAUUUUGAAUUAUAAUUAAAUGAAGAAAAAAACAUUUAAAUUAGAUUAGGAGAAUAAGAUUAUAAUAUUUUGAAACAUUUAAGAAAAGAAAGAUAAAUAUAAAAACUUAUAUAUGAAUAAGUAUUUGAUUGGAAUGUAGAAUAUAUAUAUCUUGAUGAAUUUUAAAAAUAUAGUAUAGAGUAACAAUUAGAAUAUUUUACUAAUGUUUUUGGAUUGAAUCCUCUUGAUGAAAUUGAUAUAGAAUAGACUACAGAAAAAAGAUCAAAGAAGGGAUUAAACUUUUAGGAUAAAUUGAAUGCAUUAAAAUAAUAAAAAAAUAGAAAUAGGUAUGAAUAAACAGAGACUAAUGAUCUAAUAGAAAAUGAUCUUAAUUUUGAUUAGUGA